Messenger RNA from Zea mays, 693 nucleotides. Its product is annotated as ATP-dependent DNA helicase PIF1-like. The record is from RefSeq and is a predicted model, not a curated record. Lineage: Eukaryota; Viridiplantae; Streptophyta; Magnoliopsida; Poales; Poaceae. Bases 1 to 693 code for a protein of 230 amino acids. Gene Ontology annotation, biological process: DNA replication. The transcript has a single exon. Gene Ontology annotation, cellular component: replication fork.
AUGGACCUUCAAUAUCUAAAAGCUCGUGCCAUAUUAACACCCACAAAUGAUGUUGUUGAUUCCAUAAAUGAUUAUAUUGUUUCCCUUAUCCCUGAGCAAACAAAGGAGUACUUAAGCUGUGACAAAGUAAUCAAAGCACCUAAUACACAUGACUCUUAUGAUCUUUUGUACCCCGUCGAAUUUUUGAAUACAUUGAAUGGAAAUAAUUUUCCACAGCAUCGAAUAGUCUUGAAAAAGGGUACACCAGUAAUGCUACUUCGAAAUCUGAACCAAUCUGAAGGCCUUUGUAAUGGAACAAGAUUGCUUAUAACUUCUUUAGGUGACAAGGUUAUUGAAGGCCAAAUAAUGACAGGUACUCACAAGUCAAAAAUUGUGCUCAUUCCUCGUGUAUCAUUGACAUUGAAAAAUACGAAGUGGCCAUUUGUCCUUCAAAGACGCCAAUACCCGAUAAAAGUGUGUUAUGCAAUGACAAUCAACAAGAGCCAAGGACAAACGCUUUCAAAGGUUGGCAUAUAUCUCAAAAAACCAAUUUUUACACAUGGUCAGCUCUACGUUGCCAUAUCAAGAGUUACAUCAAAAAAAGGUCUUUCUAUUCUCAUUGAAGAUGAAUCAGGCAAUUGCAGUUCUAUAACCCGAAACAUAGUAUACAAAGAGGUUUUUGAGCGUAUUGCCGAACAAGAUCCUCAUGAAUAG